CGCCGCGUCGGGGGCAGUUGUAGGGAGGGGGGGGAGGUUUUUCGCGUGGAGGUAUAUAUACGCGCGCGGCGUCCCUGCGAGCACGUCUGCAUCGUUCCCAACCGACGCGGCGACGACGACGACCGCACCGCCCACGAUGUCGUCGUGACGUCACAGUGUACGAGCUCAACUACGGUGCUGCCACCAACUAACGACGACGAUGAAGCCGACGACGACAACGACGACCGUGGCGUGUUUCGCCCUUCUCGCGCUGGCUGUGUUGGCAAGCGUCGGUCCGACGGCGGGCAAGCACAGCGACUUCGCCAAGCUGCGGCGGACGGCGACGGGCGAACACGAACUGCGCAUCUACUACAACGGCCUGCUCGCGAAGCGGACGUGGGCGACGGCGGCGACCUCUAACGGCAGCAGCGAGCGAGCGCUCGAGCUGCGCGAAGUCAGCGACGGCAGCAAGGUACUGCGUACGAUACACGCGCACGGAGGCCACCUGGCGGACUGCGACAUGUCGGUCGACGCCGCCGACGUCGAGCGAUUCGUCCGAGACUUCUAUCGCGACGACGACAACGCGACCGACGUCGCCGUGCCGACGACGACCGCCGACGUGCGCGCGACGACGGACAUGCGUCGCAUGCGCCGCGAGUGCAACCACCUCCACCGGACGCUGAGGAGGCAGCUGAAAAAGGAAGGCCGGAAACGGAAGCGCGGCGACAACGACGACAGGAAGCGGGCGACCCACGCGCGACGUCGACGCGCCGUGCUGGUUCCCGGAACCAAGUGGUGCGGCGCCGGAAACUCCGCCAACGACAUCGACGACCUGGGCGACGAGGCCGCGACCGACAGCUGCUGUCGCGCGCACGACCAGUGCAGCAUCACUGUCGGCGCUUACUCGUGGCAGUACGGCCUCUUCAACGCUCGCUUCACGACGCUCAGCCACUGCGACUGCGAAGAGACGUUUCGCCAGUGCUUGCGUAACAGUAUGUCGACGAUGGCACACCUGGUGGGCGUCUUAUACUUCAACUACGCCCAGCCGGACUGUUUCAUUCUGAAGCCGGAGAGCCAGUGCGUGCAAGGAUGGUGGACGUGCCAGAAAUACGACACGGUGAUGGUCGGCAAGAAACAGCAGAACAGCGCUUACGAAAGGCUUUAGAUGAAUCCCUGCGACAAUGCAGUAGGAUGCUGUCGUCGGCCGAGGUCCGAAGCAUCACCUUGGGCCUGGCGCAGACCUGCGACAUUUUUUUAUGCAACUCGACAGCUAGAAUCGCUGUAAAAAUGGCUGUGAAAUCGCUAUG
This is a messenger RNA of Priapulus caudatus, 1286 nucleotides long. RefSeq lists its product as uncharacterized. The record is from RefSeq and is a predicted model, not a curated record. NCBI's taxonomy places the organism in Eukaryota, Metazoa, Priapulida, Priapulimorpha, Priapulimorphida, Priapulidae. The transcript has 2 exons. Gene Ontology annotation, biological process: arachidonate secretion; phospholipid metabolic process. Bases 200 to 1144 code for a protein of 314 amino acids. Gene Ontology annotation, molecular function: A2-type glycerophospholipase activity.